Zygotorulaspora mrakii is the source of this 522-nucleotide messenger RNA. RefSeq names its product ribosome biosynthesis protein LTO1 (gene LTO1). The coding region runs from base 1 to 522 and encodes 173 amino acids. The record is from RefSeq and is a predicted model, not a curated record. NCBI's taxonomy places the organism in Eukaryota, Fungi, Ascomycota, Saccharomycetes, Saccharomycetales, Saccharomycetaceae. The transcript has a single exon.
AUGUCUCCAAGAACAUCAAAUGGCGAUUUGAACGAUGCCAUGGACGAGUUGUUGAAUCUAGAGGAGAAGUUUUACAAGGAGGGUUAUGAGGAGGGAUUGGCUGUUAAGGCUAAGGAUAAUUUCAGGCAAGGAAAACAGUAUGGAUUGCAGGUUGGUCUCCAAAGAUUUCUACUCUUGGGAGAAAUAGAGGGGUAUAUUGAUGUAAUAGCUGCUCAAAAUAUUGAUAAUACUUCUCUAUCAAAGAACAUAGAGAUCGUGCGUUCGCUAUUGAGAGGAUUGCGAUUUGACAACAGCGAUGAGACAGUGGCGGACUUCGAUUCAAGAGUUUUAAAAAUUAAGAACAAGUUCAGAACAAUACUCCUCGUACUAAAUAGGAAGCAAAAUUACGGUUUCAAGGAUUCAAUUAUUUUUGAUAUGUUGGACAAAACCUCCUCUUCUUUAGGUGGAACACUCAAGGCGUAUGUGGAAGACGGUAUCGGAACGGAUGAUGUGUCUUUUAAUGGAAAGCAGCAAGACUGGUAA